This is a messenger RNA of Strongylocentrotus purpuratus (purple sea urchin), 1921 nucleotides long. RefSeq names its product major surface trophozoite antigen 11. NCBI's taxonomy places the organism in Eukaryota, Metazoa, Echinodermata, Echinoidea, Camarodonta, Strongylocentrotidae. The record is from RefSeq and is a predicted model, not a curated record. The coding region runs from base 430 to 1803 and encodes 457 amino acids. The transcript has 8 exons.
UUGUGUGUUAAUACGUCGCAAUCUCUGCACUGCCACUGGCCGUCUUUACUUGAUUAAUAAAUUGUCACAGUCAAAAUAUUACUUGUUGGCAGCAUAAUGAACUUGAAGGGAAAACACCUUAUUCUGUGGUACUAGCAUACUAGCAACAUUUAUUUUAUCCACGAACGUGAACCGAGUUAUUUCAAGCGACAUCGACCAACAUCACCGUACUCUUCCAGCAGUCGAGCUUGCGACUGCGAGUGGAAGUCUGGGCGGCUCGCGUAGGCGUUGCGUGUACUGAAGUCGCGGACAUGUAAAUCACGGGCACUGGUUGGUUUGUGGCAGGCAGUGCAGUGACUUCUCUGUAAGAAGUUGCCUUUUGACAAUGAAUUACUACUUAUUCACAUUGAAUAUUUCUGCGACUGUUUGAUUAACGUAUGGACAACAACAAUGGAUUACCUGGUGGAAAUAUGCCAAUCUUUUUUUAAUCACAGACUUGUUCCAAGUUCAAUGUCUGUGAGGACUGUCUUUUUGACAUUAACAAUGUCAAUAUUUUUGAUAGGUACUCCUUCCGAUUGUAUCUCCUGGAAGUCUUGGUUCAUGGAAGACAGGUUAAGCAGAAGCAUCCACAAUUCUGAUAGCUUUCUCUUCCUAGACUUCAACUGCUCUUCGUUUGAUUUAGAAUGCUCUGCUUGUGAUGCUGGAAGCUUUGCCAAUUUAACAAACAAAGACUGCGCCUGUUGCGACCUCAACGGCGAGUGCGCCCGUAAGAAGCUGUGCGUUGAUUGCAUCGAGGGAGAAUACCAACCCGAACCGGGCCAAAUUGAGUGCCUUCUGUGCCCAAACGGGACCAUAUCGAACACCACAUCGGCGGAACAGUGCAUGCCUUGCGCCAAAGGAACUGUCCAGCCCGUAGAAGGCGAGACGGUGUGUGAGGACUGUGAACCUGGCUAUUUCGCAAACAAGACCGGGUUGUUGAACUGUUAUACCUGCCCUAAUGGGACGUUUUCCAACACCACCGCCAGUCACAACUGCACAAAGUGCCCGCCGGGACAUUUUCAGCCGGAUGGCGGGGCAACGGGGUGUGAGAUUUGCGAGCCAGGAUCAGCAGCAUUAUCUGCUGGAAGUCUGAAAUGUGAAUUUUGCAAAACAGGCUUCUUUUCCAAUAAAUCUGGAAGCACUUACUGUUUUCCAUGUCCCCCAGGAAAAAUUGCAGACGAGCCUGGCUUGGUGAAUUGUACGAACUGUCCCAUUGGUCAUUUUCAACCCUCAGCCGGUGAAUCAGGGUGCAUGGAAUGUAUGCAAGGGGCCUACUGCAACCAUACAGGAUGCUCUGUGUGCGAGGAGUGUCCGGGCGGAAUGGAAGCCAAGCGUACAGGAGCCGACAACUGCACCCUCUGCGACCCAGGUUUCAGUAAGGCCAGUGCCUCCACCUCCCUCUGUGCUCAGUGUGCUGAAGGGUACUACCAGACCAAGCGGGGACAGGCCUCUUGCAACGUAUGCCCCGAAGGAUUCUAUUGCACUUGCUUCUCAUGUGACCCUGUGCCUUGCCCAGUAGAAGCCUCCUGCCCACAAGGGAGCUACGUACCUGCGUACCUGACCUGCCUACCUCUUUUCAAAAAGAAUGAUAAGUCCUGCGUACCCACUAAUGGUUUCUACGCCUUGGUGUCACUCGCUGGAGUUGUAUGUUUAUUGUCCAUCGUCUGCCUGCUGGGUCGGUACCGAGCCAGGCAGAGGUAUUUCUCCAUCAGAGUAGCAGAGUCAGACUCGCUCCUCACCUAUUCCAACGAAUCGCCAAAGGAACCCAUCUACCAAGGAUUCUAGAGGAGUGGAGCUGGGACAUGGAACUGUGUUUAAUAAUAAUAAUAAUAUUGGAUAUCUGCUAGGCAGCCGAUUUCAGCGCUCACAGCAUUCAAGGAAUUCCUUCCUACCGGUACCCAUU